GGCGGCACCUCUGGCGGCAUCAUGCACAUGGUUCCUGCCGCUGCUGGGCUCGCCGAGUUCGAGCUGGUGCCGAAGGUUGUCGCGGCAGGCAGGGCCAGGGUCAUGCACUGCUCUGGGCUGAUACCAGGUGGUUUUGCUCUUGCCACUGUCUACAUGCAUCACAGUGAAGAGUUAGGCCCUCGAAUUUGGAAGAUCUUAGAGGAUCUUGGUUGUGUCCUCAAGCAGAUCGCGAUGCCCUUCGUCUUGUGCGGUGACUUUCAGCUGCUGCCUGACACGCUGGUGGGUUCUGAAUGGACAGAGGGCAUGGACGCCGUAUGCGUUGCACCGAGCUGCGCCACUUGCACGAACAGUUCGGCUAGCGCUGGUCGUUGUAUUGACUACUUCGUGAUGUCACGGUCCCUUCAUCAUGGGGCCAAGGCCGAGGUGCUGUUUGACGUGGGCACGUCGCCGCACUUCCCUGUGGUGCUUACUCUGCGGCCGCGCACCGUGGCCGAGAUGGCGCACCUGGUGGCCAGGGUGCCUAAGCGGCUGCCGCAGGAUGUACCCAUGGGCUGCCGCGCGCUGGACCCAAGCGAUCUUUGGCAGCAGUGCUGUCUGCGACGCAAUGGGCUACCUCUCGAUGCCGCCUGGCGGCUAUGGCUGGACUUCGCGGAGCGCGACUGGGCAGACGUCUACGGCCUCGACCUCGAGACUGACAGCGAGUACUUCGGCAG
This is a messenger RNA of Prorocentrum cordatum, 713 nucleotides long. The record is from the annotation of a GenBank genome assembly. Lineage: Eukaryota; Dinophyceae; Prorocentrales; Prorocentraceae.